CAUCGCGGAAAAACUAACGACGCUUCGCGGGGAAGUGUGGGUGGGAGAAAUAAAGGGCUGACAGGCGAGGCCCUGCAGCGCCGGAGCACCCCAAAAUGUCUCGGAGGCAGGAGGAGCAGAGAGGGGGCGCGCCCUUGAUGGCGGAAGGCAAGUCGGACGCAGAGGUUAGGCUCAUUCUGUACCACUGGACACAUUCUUUCAGCUCUCAAAAGGUGCGCUUGGUAAUUGCUGAAAAGGCAUUGAAGUGCGAGGAACAUGAUGUAAGUCUGCCCCUGAGUGAGCACAAUGAGCCUUGGUUUAUGCGUUUGAACUCAACUGGAGAAGUGCCUGUCCUUAUCCACGGGGAAAACAUUAUUUGUGAGGCCACUCAGAUCAUUGAUUAUCUUGAACAGACUUUCCUGGAUGAAAAAACACCCAGGUUAAUGCCUGAUAAAGGAAGCAUGUAUUACCCACGGGUACAACAUUAUCGAGAACUACUUGACUCAUUGCCAAUGGAUGCCUAUACCCAUGGCUGCAUUUUACAUCCUGAGCUAACUGUGGACUCCAUGAUCCCAGCUUAUGCAACCACACGGAUUCGCAGCCAAAUUGGUAACACAGAAUCUGAACUGAAAAAACUUGCUGAAGAAAACCCAGAUUUACAAGAGGCAUACAUCGCAAAACAGAAGCGACUUAAAUCAAAGCUGCUUGACCAUGACAAUGUCAAAUAUUUGAAGAAAAUUCUUGAUGAAUUGGAGAAAGUCUUGGAUCAGGUUGAAACUGAGUUGCAAAGAAGAAAUGAAGAAACCCCAGAAGAGGGCCGCCAGCCUUGGCUCUGCGGAGAAUCCUUCACCCUGGCGGACGUCUCUCUUGCUGUCACAUUGCAUCGACUGAAGUUCCUGGGGUUUGCGAGGAGAAACUGGGGAAAUGGAAAGCGACCAAACUUGGAAACCUAUUACGAACGUGUCUUGAAGAGAAAAACAUUUAACAAGGUUUUAGGACAUGUCAACAAUAUAUUAAUCUCUGCAGUGCUGCCAACAGCAUUCCGGGUGGCCAAGAAAAGGGCCCCAAAAGUUCUUGGCACUACCCUUGUGGUUGGUUUGCUUGCAGGGAUGGGAUAUUUUGCCUUUACGCUUUUCAGAAAGAGACUUGGCAGCAUGAUAUUAGCACUGAGACCCAGACCAAAUUAUUUCUAGUCUUAUAGGGAUCUAGUGGUGGCCACUCGUCCAGCCAUUCAACUAGACCCUUGUAUACUCUUCCAGGCCCAGGGAAGAAUGACCCUAGGCAAUUAGUAAAAAGUAUAAUUUACUUUACUCUUUGGGUAGUUUUGUGGGGAGAGGAGGUAAUGAAAAUGUUUUUGUGGGCUGGUAACUUUGAAAUUACUUAUUUGCAAACCUGAACUAAUCCAUCCUUAAAACACGUGCAAGGUCAAGAUACAAAUGUGCUGACAGAGAAUUAGACCUUUAACUCAGAAUGCCAGUUCAAGUUCUGAAUUAUUUUUUGGGAGGAGUUUCUUACUAUGAGCAGACGGUAAUAAUCUGUGAUUGCCCAUAUCUCUUCAUCUGAGACGAUCUGGAUGUGCUGAGUGUUGAGCAGUUAGCAACAUUUUCCACUGGAAUUCAGAAAUCAUCUUUGUUUCACAACCUGGGUUCAGACAGCAGUGGGGCACAACAGUGCUUCACAUGAUCAUUGUUAGAUCCAGGCAGAAAUAAGAGAGACAAAGGGAACAGGGAGAGGGAAAAGAGGGAAAAUGAAGUCUAUAUAGUGGAGAGCAGUAGAAGGCAACCUCCAGGUGCCUCCAAUGCCACUCAUGGCCGCCUGUCUCCUUAGUAAGCAUUAGACUACUUGUGGCCACUGCCCACAUAUCCUCCUAUACUUAAGACCUUGGAAAGAGGACUGGGGAGUUACUGGUGGGAGUGGACUGGAGAAAAUUCUGGGCUUUACACUUACAGCACCUCAUCCAGCCUUAGUAUUAAUUUUAAAUGCAUAUGAAUCACACUCAUUGUUUUAAUAAGAUUAGCUGCUUAUAUACUUGGGUGUGAAAUGCCCACUGGAACAUGUCUGCCUAGCAUUUACAUAAAAAUCUUAAGUGCUGUAAAAUGGUUCCUUUCCUUUCCUCAUAGUUCCCCAAUUGGAUGGUGCCUGUGAACUAUCACUCCUUUGGACUUUUGUGUCCAGUCACUGGGGGUCUUGGCUUCUACAGCCCUUUUUAGCACACAAAUGGAAGUCAGGUGAAUAUCCCAGCUAAUCACUAACAUGGCAUGUGGCUGGGAAGUGGGUAUUUUAAUGAUCUGGAAGUAUUAAAUAUGCCCAUUCUGUAUAUGAAGAGGCUGGUGUGUUAAAAAAAAAACACAAAAACGUUGCCUAGACCUUGCAUCUGUUUAUUGUCAUUAACAAGGCCUUAAAAGGUUAAAGAGAAAGAGAAAGGUCUAGUCUUAGCCCAUGGAAAUUAAUUUAGGGGAAAUGAAAUAAGUUGAUAGUGAUGUCCACUUAUAUUCAUUUAUGUAUGUCUAGGCAUUUCAGAGGGUACCUCAGUCCCUCUGGAGGGACAAUCCCAGUGUGUCCCAUGAACAACCAUGGAACUGCAUCAUACAGUUUGUGCUCAGGAAAAAAUGUUCAUGGUGACAGGAAGAUACAGUUUCCCUGGAGCUGGCCUGAGGGAGUUGGGGGAUAGUUUUAGAUCUCUGGCUGGAAGCAUGUAUAGAGAAUGAUGAGCUGAGGUUCCAGCAAACAACAAAAGCUUAUUUGGAUUGCCUCAGAUUGGCUAUGCAAAACAGCCAAAGAAUGUACUGACUUUUUCAUUAACAGGAAACAGUCAUACUUAGGAAAUGACUUUUUGAUGGUAAAAUGAGUCUAUAAUUCCAUUUCAUGAAUCAGUUGUUUUAGAAAAUCUUGAAAUGGAUAUUCCUUGUUUACAAAAAUUAAUAACAUCUCAGUGUAAACUCAAUACAACAAUAAUUAACAGACUGGCAGCUUUUCUAAUGUCUUAAUAUUGCCCCUCAGUGCAUUGUCAUAGAGACUGGCUGGAUUUGUUUAUUGCUGGCACAUUCCAAUUCAUAUUCCGAAAAGAGCCACAAAACUGAUUAUUUAGUAGCUCAUCGUGUUUCAGAGAUCUUUAUAUCACCCUGUUAGAAGCCAGAAUUCAGACAGGAAGAGAACAAAAUUGGAUUUUUAUAAAAAUCUACAAAAGGUAUUUACCUAUGGAAAGGUUGUUGAUUAAGAAUAAAGAUUAGAAGCCCAGUGCUGGCUUUUCUUAAAUAUUAUUACUGAGUCAGAGAAAGUCUACCAGGAAGUUUAAUCUUCUGAUAUAGUUUCAUUGGAAAUAUGCUUGUGUCAAUAUUAAAGAUGAUACAUCAUAGUGAUUUCACUUGUUUCAUGGAUACCCUUGCGUUUAGACUUAGAAAAUGUUUGGGGUCAUAAUGCCCACUAGAUGUCGCUGUUCACACAGUGGUCUGAGAUUGGGCAUUAGGUUCAGCAAGCUUUCUAAAAUAGCUCAAGUGAAGAUAAAUAUUAAUGACCUUAGUUUCUGAAAUGAGGGCAUCUUGAUCAGAUCAUUCGUCUGUAAAAAAGCUUGAGGCACAUGUAGUAUUGAUUUCUAAUGCUUUGGAAGGGAUAACAGUAUCACACAAGGUCAGGCUAAACAUAUACUGUUAGCAAAAUAAGCACUUUUGUCUAUUUUUUUCACGAUCAUUGGUGACUGACCAGUGUGCUCCUCACUUUUCAAGGUUUGUAUAAAUAUCAAAAUUAUAAAAAUGCCUGAGGUACUAAAUUUAGGUUGACUAUGUAUGACUUAAUACAUAAAUACUAUUUUAUUGUUAUUGCAAUUACAUGCCUUUUGAAUCGAUUUCCCUUAAUUGCAGAUAGUUGUAAAUGUUUGCUUGAUUUUUAGUGAUUAUUGACACCAGAAUUGUAGAUAUUUUGGUGUUGUUGAAUGUAAUAGAUCAAGUUACUAUUCUGCCUGUAAGAUCAAUAAAAGUAAAUGGAUAAUCAA
Messenger RNA from Zalophus californianus (California sea lion), 3967 nucleotides. It is a transcript of the gene GDAP1, whose product is annotated as ganglioside induced differentiation associated protein 1. Lineage: Eukaryota; Metazoa; Chordata; Mammalia; Carnivora; Otariidae. The coding region runs from base 96 to 1172 and encodes 358 amino acids. Gene Ontology annotation, biological process: mitochondrial fusion; mitochondrial fission. The transcript is spliced from 6 exons. The record is from RefSeq and is a predicted model, not a curated record. Gene Ontology annotation, cellular component: mitochondrial outer membrane.